Molecule: messenger RNA, 1455 nt
Organism: Brassica napus (rape)
Lineage: Eukaryota; Viridiplantae; Streptophyta; Magnoliopsida; Brassicales; Brassicaceae
Exons: 4
Coding region: 1-1455 (484 amino acids)
Source: RefSeq, a predicted model, not a curated record
AUGGCGCCUAAUUUCUUCCACUACUUCUUGUCUUCGUGGGUCCGAGCUAGGGAGGAAGGUCUCGAGUUUGGCCUCGGGGAGUUAAAGCAGUUGUUUGCUAUUAAGCAGAACAGUGGCUUCCCUGGCACGAUGAUUCUCGCUCCUCGACCCGGCCGUUUUAUUAUUGAUGGUAUCCCUAACAGGGAUCACCGGUGGAGAGAGAAGUUUUUCGUCUUCAAGAUUAACCCGGCGUCGGUCGAGCCCUUCGGUCCUGCACCUAUGACUCCUGAGCUUCGUGGACUAAUCACCACACUGCUGCGAGGUAACCCUCGGAGCGAGGGAGAAGGAGCCGCUACCCGAUCAUCCUACGAGUCCUAUGAAGUCGGGUCGUUGGAACGAGCUCAGAAAGCUCGGCGCGGACCGAUUCUUAAAUCGGGGUCGCAGGCUCAGUCUCCUGGCCUUAUGGCUAGGCCGGUGUCGAUCGCCGCUCUUGUUGGUGGGGCCCGAAGGACGCCGAACACUUCAGCCGAUUCUGUCGGUGGUCGAGCUCUUAAUGACGCCGUCGAUUCAUCGACUCACCGACGCCGACGUCGAGCUCUAGAGGAGGUCAACUGUGUGAGUUCGAAUUCACCGAGCUUGGGGCUUCCUCCGCCGUUGCGGGCUUCUGGUGAAGGUACUUCUCAGGUUGACCCUAGUGCUCAUCUUCCGGAUGUGCAUGAGACUUCUUCAUGGAGAUUUUUGUACGAUAACAACGUACCGAUCCUCGAGAAUCCCGAGCAUCUCGCCUUGAUCUGGCAUAAGAUCCGAGAGAAGGGAUGCGAGCUUCCUUCUUUUGGGGAUAUGCGAGAACAUGACGCUUACGUUCGGAUGGCGGUCGCGAAUGAUAAGGCUAUGGAUGCGAGCAAUGAAUAUGCCGCUUUGAUGGAGAGGCGUCUGGCUGACUUUCCGAGCAAAAAGGAGGCCGGGAGUCAUCUUCUCACAAUUCAGAAACUUCGAGGUGAGUUGGAGGCCGUUCAAGUGACGGAGCAACAGCGUGAAGUCGACAUUGAGGGAUUAAAGGGGAAGUUGGCUGCUGCUGAGACGGAGAAGGUCGCUGUUCAGAACGACCUCGACUUGAUGAAAGAAAAGCAUAGGCGGGAGAUAGAAGGUUGUGACGCGACAGGUCGGAAGGAGUGCAAUCUUGCUCGUCUUUCUCUUGCUCGAGAGUAUGACGCGGUUCUGGCCGUGGUGAAGGAUAAGCUUCAGAAAAAAAAGAAGAAAACGGCUGCGGAGAUUCGUUUGCAGGAGGUGCGAGCUCGUAUUGAGGCUUUGACCGAGUGCAUCGAAGGUGGUUUUGAGCUCGAGGAGGAGUUGGAGCGUCUUAAGGACCAGGAGAUCUCUCUCGAUGUUGAUUAUGGUCUUGCUUCGGGGUCGGAUUCUUCCCUUAGUCGCCUCGAACAUCCUGAGGUUUCUGGUGACUCGAUCGAUCAAGACUGA